Molecule: messenger RNA, 959 nt
Organism: Pogonomyrmex barbatus (red harvester ant)
Lineage: Eukaryota; Metazoa; Arthropoda; Insecta; Hymenoptera; Formicidae
Source: RefSeq, a predicted model, not a curated record
CGCCGAGUAUCGUUCCCAUCGCUAUUUCGACGAGGACUUCGGGUAUGGGAGGAAAGAGCGCGGUGUGGAUACUGCACUCCGCGGCCCACCCACGUUACGAUAUAAUGGGCAAUUAAUGGCCGGUGGACUGGCCGAUCCACGCUGAAUGCCAAUCGGCCACGGGAAGCGCCACGCUGGACGAGGCCUGUUGUUUAACCCUUUGCGCUCGCGCUCUGCCCGAACGCGCUCCAUAUGGCAACGCGAAUCGCCAAAGAGGUCUCUUCUGGCUAUAAUUAGAACGCUACCACUCCGCGUGUAAAGCGCAUUAAGUCCUUUUAGCGACGUCAAUUCAACCUUUAUCAUCGCUUCCCGUCUUCGAUUAUUUCGCACUUUCCCGUUGAAAAAUUUCCGCAUGACCAGCGGGUUUUUUUUCUCCUCUCUUCUCUCUUCGUUAAAAAAGGUCAUUAAGUCAGACAGUCGUUAUACGUAUCGCGAUAACGUCAGCGAGGAACCUUGCGCUAGCCUAGUUUCGGUCCUGUGAGACGGAACGCUAGCCUAGCGCGAGAGAAAAAGAGAGAGAAAACGUAUUCUUUACCUCUUAUCAUUUGUUAAUUAGGUCAAUGUCGCCACACGACGAUCCGUUGCUUUCUUUAACCAGUCUUAUUGCACUUGUUGACCAACAAAUUGAUAAACGAGCCAGGACGUCUCAAAGCUCUCGUUCAAUGCCACGUUAUUAUUCGCUCGCAAACGGUUUACUCGGGCUUCUUUCGAAAAGUCUUUCUAUUUUCAUCUAUGAUGGCUCGUGGAACUUUAUUAAAAUUUCAACAUUUAAGAAGCACAAUAAAAGAGAAUAUGCUCAAGGCGAAAACAAACAAACGGCUGCCGCAAUGCCUUCGACGUUAAUGGCGGAUGGCACAAUGGUGUUGCAAUACCGGAGGAUUAUGCAACAAUCAACGCUCUUAUAAUACGCGCAUACCGCA